AACGAAGCUACCCCUUGGGUUGUGGUUACGUUUUGAGCUUUUUAAUUCGGGAAGAAUCCCAGCCCAUAAAUUCCAGGAAAUUCUCAAGGAGCUAUGCAUAAUUCAAAGAAAAGAAAGACAAGCCACGGCCAGCAUUCCGAAUCCAAUGGCAACAUCGACGUUGACACUUCGAAGCCGACGGCCAUAUUUACCCCUCGCGGAGGAAGAUCGCAGACCUUGAGCAUUGCUCUCCCAGGGAGCAUUAUUGCAAACGCCCAAUCCCACGACCAAAAAACAUUCCUAGCGGGGUCCAUCGCCCGGGCAUUGGCCGUAUUCUGCGUCGAUGAGGUGGUAAUCUUCGACGACGAUGCUCGCCAUAUACACUUGAAUGGCAACCACAAUAUAAACGAAGAUGAAUACACUGCGUACUCCGACCCCUCACAUUUCCUCGCGCACGUCCUCUCCUACCUUGAGACCCCGCCCUAUCUCCGAAAAUAUCUGUUCCCCAUGCAUAAAAACCUCCGGACGGCCGGGACAUUACCGAGCUUGGAUAUGCCACAUCACAUACGAGCGAACGAAUGGUGUGAAUAUCGAGAAGGUGUUACUCUCUCGGCCGCCGAGGAGCAAGGAGAAGUCGGGAUGGCUGGCGAGCAUGAUAACGGGCGCCAUGGAAAGAAGAAAGGGAAAAGAAACAAGGAUAAUACGGGGAAAGACUCGCCGACGUCGUAUACGUCGGUUAACACAGGCCUUCCAGAAAAGGUCCGUGUGCCAUACAUACCUACGCCGGAAAAUACGCGAGUAACCGUAAAAUUCGGGUCGUCAAUAGAUCCAUCUGAUGGUGCUGAGGUUGUAUCACCUUUUGCUCCGCGGGAGGAGACGGGCUACUACUGGGGGUAUUCGGUAAGACGGUGCGCCUCGCUUUCUGCUGUAUUUACUGAAUGUCCGUUUGAUGGCGGGUAUGAUUUGUCAUUUGGGACAUCGGAACGCGGUUGCCCAUUAUCCGAAGCGGUAGCGGGAGAGGUCCCUAAGUUCGAGCAUCUCAUUGUCGUUUUCGGUGGCGUAGCAGGCCUUGAAGCCGCGGUGACGGCGGAUAAAGACUUACGGGAUAAGGGCCUGGGGCCGAGCGACGCUGAAAGGGUGUUUGAUUAUUGGGUGAAUGUGCUCCCUGGCCAGGGGAGUCGGACUAUCAGGACAGAGGAGGCGGUUUGGCUAGGUUUAAUGGGGCUUAGGGGCGUGGUUGAAGGUAAUGGUUGUUGA
Messenger RNA from Histoplasma capsulatum G186AR, 1236 nucleotides. RefSeq lists its product as uncharacterized. The transcript has 3 exons. Lineage: Eukaryota; Fungi; Ascomycota; Eurotiomycetes; Onygenales; Ajellomycetaceae. Bases 94 to 1236 code for a protein of 380 amino acids. The record is from RefSeq and is a predicted model, not a curated record.